Messenger RNA from Morus notabilis, 3225 nucleotides. RefSeq names its product leucine-rich repeat receptor protein kinase EMS1. Gene Ontology annotation, biological process: protein phosphorylation. Lineage: Eukaryota; Viridiplantae; Streptophyta; Magnoliopsida; Rosales; Moraceae. Bases 125 to 2965 code for a protein of 946 amino acids. Gene Ontology annotation, molecular function: receptor serine/threonine kinase binding; protein kinase activity; ATP binding. The record is from RefSeq and is a predicted model, not a curated record. The transcript has 2 exons.
UGAAUCUCUUCACGUUCUUCCAAAACUCCUUGUGUUCUCUUGUCUUUCCAAAAACAAAAAGUUAUUUAUAUUUCGUAUCUCCAAAAAAAGUGCAGGGACAUUCUUCCGCAAACAGCUUUAAAAAAUGGCUAGUUUCGGGAACAAAGGUUCUUUUCUCUACUCUUUGUUUUGCCUCUUCUUUUCCUGUCCUUUUGCUCUCUCUCAACUUUCAUCAACCCAGAAAUCCACCAUGAUCACUCUCUAUGAAAAAAUCAAUGAUAGCAGUAUUCAAUGGAAUAUUACUAAAGAGCCAUGUUCAUGGAAGGGAGUUAAAUGCAACCCCAGCAAUUCUUCUGUACUUGGAAUUUCUCUAUCUGGGUUUUCUCUCUCUUCCUCAGAUUUUUUGCCUGUCGUCUGUGAGAUUAAGUCUUUGCAGGAAUUUGAUGUGUCCAACAACCGUUUGAACAAAAUCCCAGAUGAGUUCAUGGAAGGUUGUGGAGAAAUUGGAGGGCUGAAACUGCUCAACUUUAGCAGGAACAGGUUGGGUGGUUCGUUGCCUAAAUUUGUUGGUUUUGUUCGAUUGAAGUUCUUGGACUUAUCUUAUAAUGAGUUGAGUGGAGAUAUUCAUUUAGAGUUAGAGGGAUUGGUUGGUCUUAAAAGCUUGAAUCUAAGUUCUAACUUGUUCAGUGGGUCUAUUCCUACUCAACUUGGAAAGUCCAAGGUUUUGAAAGAGCUUGCACUUUCAGCAAAUAUUUUUCAAGGAGCAAUACCUGAAGAAAUUAUGGAAUACCAGAAUUUGACCCUGAUUGAUCUUAGCCAAAAUAAACUUUCAGGGGUUAUUCCUGACAGAAUUAGGGAGCUCUCCAAGUUGGAGGUUUUGGUUCUUUCUCAAAAUUAUCUAAAUGGAGAGAUCCCAGAAAGUCUGUUAACUAUCACAUGUCUCUCACGAUUUGCAGCGAAUCAGAAUGGCUUUCACGGUGCAAUUCCACGUGGGAUUACAAAAUUUCUGAAGAACUUGGACCUAAGUUAUAACAAAUUAAAUGGUUCAAUUCCUUCAGACCUUUUGUCACCAUCUAGUUUGCAGACUGUGGACUUGUCAUUUAAUUUGUUAGAAGGAUCCAUUCCGGCAAAUAUUACUCCUAACUUGGUCAGGUUGCGAUUGGGAAGCAAUUCACUUGAUGGGUUCCCUUCAGCAAAUUUUGCAACACUGAAGCAACUGACAUAUUUGGAACUGAACAACAAUAAAUUGAAUGGAUCGAUUCCUCCUGAAUUCGGUUCUUUCCCGAAGUUGGCGCUGUUGGAUUUGGCUCAGAACCGACUUGCAGGUGCUUUGCCGCCAGAGUUGGGUAAUCUUACCGACCUUCAAGUCUUAAAGCUUGAAUUCAACAACCUUUCUGGUGAAAUCCCGAGUCAAAUCACACAACUACAGAAGUUGUCAAUCCUGAAUAUCAGCUCAAAUUCUCUGAGUGGUCAGAUACCAUCUUCUAUUUCAAGCUUGCAAAACCUUGGAAAUCUCAACUUACGAGACAACAAGCUUAACGGUUCCAUACCAAACACCAUUGGUAGCAUGCAGAGCCUUUUGGAACUCCAACUUGGGAACAAUCAACUAAGCGGUUACAUUCCAAGGAUGCCUCCUAGUUUGCAGAUUGCUUUGAAUCUCAGUCACAACCACUUUGAAGGACCCAUUCCAAAGACUCUUGAUGGAUUACGUGCACUAGAAGUUUUGGACCUCUCGAAUAACAAUUUCUUGGGUGAGAUACCAGCAUUUCUUACACAAAUGCAGUCAUUGACAUGGUUGUCACUCUCAAACAAUCACCUCUCCGGAGUUAUUCCAGAGUUUAGUUCUUGGGUCACCCUUGAAACAAGUGGCAACAAGGAUUUGAUCAAUGCUACAAAGCUGAAGCCUUCGUCUAAAUCAGAAAAGGGAAACUCGGUGGCUGUAAUAGUUAUGGCAGUUACAGUUUCUAUUGUUGUUUCUGGAGUGGUUGUAAUUCUUGUUAUGUUUCUCUCACGGCGUUAUAGCAGGGUCAAUGAUGAGCAAUUACAACCGGUGGAAGAUCUGCCCCUCCCUCAGAUUCUCCAAGACAACUUACUAACCUCAAAUGGGAUUCACAGAUCAAAUAUAGACUUCACCAAAGCCAUGGAAUCAGUUACCGACCCGUCAAACAUUGUGCUGAAAACUAGGUUCUCAACUUACUACAAAGCAACUAUGCCAUCCGGAUCAAGCUACUUUGUCAAGAAACUUAACUGGAGUGACAAGAUAUUCCAAUUGGGCAGCCAUGACAGAUUUGGAGCAGAGCUUGAGGCCUUUGGAAAAUUGAGCAACUCCAAUGUCAUGAAUCCUCUAGCUUAUGUUUUAUCUGUUGACAAUGCUUAUCUGUUCUAUGAAUAUUCCUCAAAGGGUACCCUCUUUGACAUUCUUCAUAGCAGCUCGGGAAGUGACAUUGAUUGGGCGAGUAGAUACAGCAUCGCAGUUGGAGUAGCUCAAGGCCUUUCAUUUCUUCAUGGAAUCGCCUCCGGUCCAAUACUCUUACUCGACUUGUCAAGCAAAAGCAUCUUUCUGAAGUCCCUGAAGGAGCCGCAAGUGGGAGACAUCGAGCUCUAUAAGGUGAUUGAUCCAUCCAAGAGCACUGGUAAUCUUUCAACAGUCGCUGGUUCAGUUGGCUAUAUUCCUCCAGAAUAUGCAUACACAAUGAGGGUAACAAUGGCAGGGAAUGUGUACAGCUUUGGGGUAAUUCUGUUGGAGCUGCUGACAGGAAAACCGGCAGUUAGUGGGGGGACUGAGUUGGCUAAGUGGGUUUUGAGUAACUCGGUUCAACAAGAUAAGUGGGAUAACAUGCUUGAUUUUAGCAUCAGCAGAACUUCACUCGCAGCCAGAAGCCAGAUGCUUGCAGUUUUGAAGAUUGCUCUUGGUUGUGUUAGCUUAUCGCCCGAAGCAAGGCCAAAGAUGAAGAGCGUUCUACGCAUGCUUCUCAAUGCAAGAUGAAGCAGAUACCGAGUGAUUUUGGUUCUAAGAACAGCAGUUUCUGUCUGUAAAAUAUUGAUGCGAGUUUUAUUAGUUCCUACUAGAAUACUGGUGGUGCAAAAGCAUUUCUUGCCAGAUAAGUUAUAUAGUAUACUACACUAGUAUCCUGCUUUUAUAGCAAACAGAGAAAAUUAUAUAAUGUAUUUACUAGCAAAAGAAGGUGAACCAUUUUCUUGUUUACAUAGCAGUUAUGGAUUUGUGGAUUUGUGGUUUGCUUGCCU